Cuscuta epithymum is the source of this 2451-nucleotide messenger RNA. Lineage: Eukaryota; Viridiplantae; Streptophyta; Magnoliopsida; Solanales; Convolvulaceae. The record is from the annotation of a GenBank genome assembly.
UAAAUGUCACAUUCCCUUAGUCUUAAUAUAUUCUCAUCCAUCUAAGAUAACAAGUAACCAGUCUAACCACUAAUCUACUCUGAGGUAAAAUGAGAUUCCUUUAACAAACGGACCCUUAAAAUAUAAUGUUCGUAUAAUCUAAUUUUUAUGUGGUCAAAUGUGACCUUCCCCCAAUCCAAUGUUCUCGAGCAAUCACGGAAUCACAACCGCUAGCCGUGUUUAUCCGUAUCUCAUUUGAUAAUGCAUUUUUAUCCAAAAAUCCUGACGCUUACCCACUGUAGAACGUGGUCGUAUAUCCUGACGAAAAUGGUGCGAAAAACCGAGCGCAGAAGACUAGAAAAUGGACCAGCAGCAGCCCGUCCUAGUUCCAUGGAUUUCAACUGUGGGAUUGGUUAAUUUUUACCAGCACGCUCUGUUCUUCGUUCAUCACCUCAAAAAAUCUCUACCCCUCCCAAAAAAACAAGUGAUGGGACAAGAAGCGUCAACAGAUGAUAAUAGCAGAAGCAGUUUCAGUUUCGCCCUCCAUUUCUUCAGAGGGAGAUGGUUCUCACUUUUUGCCUCCUUCCUGAUUAUGGCUGGGGCGGGAGCUACAUAUUUGUUUGGUGUCUAUUCCCAGGAGAUAAAGGCCUCAUUGGGGUAUGACCAAACCACCCUCAACCUCCUGGGCUUUUUCAAGGACGUUGGGGCCAACGUUGGAGUGCUCUCCGGCCUUCUUGCCGAGGUUUCCCCGACAUGGUUUGUUUUAUUAGUCGGUUCUGCCAUGAACUUUGCCGGCUACUUUGUUAUAUGGUUGGCUGUAACAGGGAAGAUUCCAAAGCCGACUGUCUGGCAGAUGUGUUUGUACAUUUGCAUAGGUGCUAAUUCUCAGAACUUCGCCAACACUGGGGCUCUGGUGACUUCUGUAAGGAACUUUCCUGAGUCUCGUGGGGCUAUGAUAGGUCUCCUGAAAGGUUUCACCGGGCUAAGUGGGGCCAUCAUGACUCAGCUCUACCUUGCUGUUUACGGGAGUGACUCCAAGUCUCUCAUCCUACUUAUUGCCUGGCUUCCGGCUGCAUUGUCAGUGGUGUUCGUGUACACGAUUCGGGAGAUUAAGGUUGUUAGGGACAAGAGAGAGCUCAGUAUGUUCUACCUAUGCCUACUUUCAUCCAUCGUCUUAGCGUUGUUUAUAAUGGUGAUGACAAUCCUCCAAAAGGUGGUUUUGUUUUCAGGGGCAGCUUAUGAUGUCAGCGCCGCUGUUUCUUGCAUUUUGCUAUUUUCUCCUCUUGUGUUUUUUGGCAGACAUGAGUUAACCCUCUGGCGGAAGAGGAAAGUGGUACAAAGUGUUGUUACUCUGCAACCACAUUUUCCGCCUCCGCCGCAGCCACUGCAACCAACACCAGCACCAGAGGGAAAUAAUGGCCCUAAAGUCUCUAAUAAUGGUCCUAAAGUCUCUUGGCUCGCCAAUAUUUUCUUCCACAAACCAAAAAGAGGAGAAGAUUAUAGCAUCUUGCAGGCGCUUCUGAGUACAGACAUGUUGAUCCUUUUUGUAGCCACAUUUUGCGGGAUGGGUUCGAGCCUGACGGCUGUUGACAACAUGGGUCAGAUCGGGCAGGCGCUCGGGUACCCAAACAAGACUAUAACAACCUUUGUGUCCCUCGUCAGUAUAUGGAACUUUUUUGGGAGAAUCUUUGCGGGAUUCUUCUCAGAGACUCUUCUGAUCCGAUACAAAUUCCCGAGACCGCUUAUGAUGACUCUUGUUCUCCUCCUAUCAUGCAUCGGCCUCCUCCUCGUUGCUUUCCCGGUCCCCGGAUCACUAUACGUCGCGUCAGUCGUGAUCGGGUUCUCGUUCGGGUCCCAACUCCCUCUCCUCUUCACUAUCAUCUCCGAGCUCUUCGGGCUGAAAUACUAUUCCACGUUGUUCAACUGCGGGCAGUUGGCUAGCCCCGUUGGGACCUACAUACUGAACGUGAUGAUCACAGGUCGGUUGUAUGACAAGGAGGCGCUGAAGGAUUUGGCCAGGAAGGGGUUGGGUAGAGCUGAUGUGAAAGAGCUGAGUUGCAUCGGCCCGCAUUGUUAUCGUCUGCCGUUCAUAAUUCUGGCCAGUGUCACUUUCUUUGGGGCAGUUUCUUCCUUGGUUUUGGUUGUCAGGACUCGGGAAUUUUACAAAGGUGAUAUAUACAAGAAGUUUAGAGAGCAGGCUGAGGAUGUAGAAUUGCCAGUGGUGAUAGUAGCAAACACUAAAUAAUUGUAAAAAACAGAAAUCUAAAAAAGCAGUACUUUAUUAAGGUUCCAUUUUGACAACCUUAGUCCUUUGUUUUUGUAAUCAUCCAAAGCCAUAUGAAUAAUAUGCUUCGUUAAUUGUAUUUAAAGUUGUGCCUUUAAAUUUUAAAGCAUGCAACUUGACUUUGAUGGAUGGGCAAGCUCCCUGUAAUUAUGAUUUUCGUUGUGUUUUUGUAAAACAGUGAUGUGAUA